Molecule: messenger RNA, 4791 nt
Organism: Mercenaria mercenaria
Lineage: Eukaryota; Metazoa; Mollusca; Bivalvia; Venerida; Veneridae
Product: 3-ketoacyl-CoA thiolase B, peroxisomal-like
Exons: 10
Coding region: 167-1444 (425 amino acids)
Biological process (GO): phenylacetate catabolic process; fatty acid beta-oxidation
Cellular component (GO): peroxisome
Molecular function (GO): acetyl-CoA C-acyltransferase activity
Source: RefSeq, a predicted model, not a curated record
GUAAACAUCCGGUGAAACGUCCUAAAUAUUUUGCAACCUAAUUCUUGACAUUUUGACGUCCUAUAUAGAUAAAGAAAUGAAUUGAAUGUCAUUUACUUAUAAACUUUGCACUUCAACAUAGGUUGACUACAUCUGCGUUCAUAUAAUUUACUGUCAUCCGCAAAAAAUGGAGAGAAUUAACGUUCUUGCUAAACACCUUUCAGUUUCAGAUAAAAAUAGGAUAGUUCAAGAAGAUACAGGCAGCUCCAGAGAACCGCCUAGGUUUCCAAAUAAACCUGAUGAUGUUGUUGUAGUGUCGGCACUCAGAACUCCUAUUGGUAAAUCGAGGAGGGGAUUUUUCAAGGACACACAUGGAGAUGAUUUGCUGUCAGCAGCUUUUACAGGAGUACUCAAGAGUGUUGAUAUUAAACCAGAUGAAAUUGGCGAUAUUUGCAUAGGCAAUGUGAAUGAUGGAAAAAGCUCCGUAACAGCAAGAUUUGCUCAGUUUUACAGUGGUAUACCUUACACAGUUCCUGCAUCAUCAGUGAACAGACAGUGUGGGUCAGGUCUUCAGGCGUUUAUGAAUAUAGCCGGUGGAAUAAAGAACAAAGCAUAUCCUUUAGGACUGGCUGGAGGUGUGGAGAUGAUGACCAAAGAUAAAAUCGGUAAAGGAUUUGAGGAGCUCAACUCAAAGGUUAUGGAUUAUGAAGAUGCUAAAAAUUGCCUUAUUCCUAUGGGAAUUACAUCAGAGAAUGUUGCAGAAAGAUAUGGUGUUACACGAGAGCGUCAGGAUAAAUUCUCCAUGGCUUCACAUCAAAAGGCUGCUAAGGCAACAAAAGAAGGUCAUUUUAAAGCUGAAAUCAUUCCAGUAACGGUUCAGGUAACAGACAAGAAUGGUGAUGAGAAGACUAUAACAGUAACACAGGAUGAAGGAAUCAGACCCAACACUACAAUGGAAGUUCUUUCAAAAUUGAAGCCAGCUUUUAAACAGGGUGGUUCAACUACUGCAGGUAAUUCAAGCCAGACAAGUGACGGUGCUGCAGCAGUGCUGGUUGCCAGUCGCGCUGAAGCAGAAAGACGUGGACUUCCAAUUCUUGGUACCUUGCGGGCCUUCGCAGUUACAGGAGUACCUCCAGAUGUCAUGGGUAUCGGACCUGCAGCUGCUAUACCAGAGGCUCUGAAAAUGGCUGGACUUACAAUUGAUGAUAUAGACAUUUAUGAAAUAAAUGAAGCAUUUGCCAGCCAGGCUGUAUACUGUGUUGAUAAACUUGGAAUACCACAUGAAAAAGUGAACCCUAAAGGAGGAGCCAUUGCCUUCGGACAUCCACUUGGUGCUACAGGGGCCAGAAUGAUCGCUACCCUGGUACAUGAACAAAAGAGACGAGGAAAAAGGUCGCUAGGAGUGGUGUCUAUGUGUAUGGGAACUGGUAUGGGAGCAGCAGCUAUAUUUGAAUACCAGCCUUGAAAUAUUCGCAUAUAACAACGAGUAACCACACACAGCAGCUUUCAAGUGAUCAUGAAACAGUUUUUAUUUCAAUAGAUGGACUUUUUUGAGGACUAGUGUUAAGUGUCAGACUAAUGUGUCCAUCAGAAAUUUAAAUUAAAGACAAUAAUGUGGUUUGUUGAUUCAGCUGUAAAAUCAACAAAAAUUGGUCCUGAACAAAUAUUUAUGAUUUCACAAUAUAUUAAGAUAUACAACAUUUCGUUCAUCUUUAUGUAAUUGAUGUAUAAACAGAAGUUAUUUUUAGCCCACCAUCAUCAGAUGGUGGGCUAUUCAAAUUACUCUGCGUCCGUGGUCCGUCGUCCUUCUGUCCGUCCGUCCGUCCGUCCGUCCGUCAUUCCGUCCGUCCUUCCGUUAACAAUUUCUCGUUAUCGCAUCUCCUCAGAAACUACCAGGGGGAUUUUGACCAAACUUUGUCAGAAUGAUGUAUUGGUACCCUAGUUGUGUCCCCCUGAAAAUCAGAUUUGGUUCAACAAAUAUUUAGUAAGUUAUGGCCCUUUGUUUAUUUCUAUAAUUUACAUAGAUUUAUAUAGGGAAAAACUUUGAAAAUCUUCUUGCCCCAAACCACAGAGCCUAGGGCUUUGAUAUUUGGUAUGAAGUAUCAUCUAGUGGUCUUCUACCAAUAUGAUUCAAAUUAUUUCCCUGGGGUGUAAUAUGGCCCCGCCCCGGGGGUCACAUGGUUUAUAUAGACUUAUAUAAGGAAAAACUUUGAAAAACCUCUUGUCCAAAACCACAGGGCCUAGGGCUUUGAUAUUUUGUAUGUGACAUCAUCUUGUGGUCUUCAACUAAGAUUGUUCAAAUUAUCCCCCUAGGGUCAAAUAUGGCCCCGCCGCGGGGUCACAUGGUUUACAUAGACUUAUAUAGGGAAAAACUUUGAAAAUCUUCUUGUCCAAACCACAAAGCCUAGGGCUUUGAUAUUUGUAAUGUAGCAUCGUCUAGUGGUUCUCUACCAAGUUUGUUAAAAUUAUCCCCCUAGGGUCAAAUAUGGCCCCGCCCUGGGGGUCACAUGGUUCAUAUAGACUUAUAUAGGGAAAAGCUUAUAAAAACUUCUUGUCAAUAACCUACAACAUUCAGAUUUGGACCACAUGUAUGGUUUUGAGUGGCAAGAUGAACCUUGACAUGAGUUGACCUUGAUUUUGACCUAGUGACCUACUUUCACAUUUCUGUAGCUACAACCUUCAAAUUUGGAUCACAUGCAUAGUUUUGUGCAUUGAAAUAAACUUUGACCUUGACAUUGACCUAGUGACCUACUUUCACAUUUUUGAAGGUACAUGCUUCAAAUUUGGACCACAUGCAUAAUUUCGUGUUUCGAAAUGAAAUUUGACCUUGAUUUUGACCCAGUGACCUACUUUCACAUUUCUCAAGCUACAGCCUUCAAAUUUGGACUGCCUGCAUGGUAAUUGUACCGAAACAAACUUUGACCUUUACAUCGACCUAGUGACCUACUUUCACAUUUUUGAAGGUACAGGCUUCAAAUUUGGACCACAUGCAUAGUUCUGUAUUCCGAAAUAAAAUUUGACCUUGAUUUUGACCUAGUGACCUACUUUCACAUUUCUCAAGCUACAGCCUUCAAAUUUGGACCACAUGCAUGGUUUUGUGUACCGAAACAAACUUUGACCUUUACAUUGACCUAGUGACCUACUUUCACAUUUUUGAAGGUACAGGCUUCAAAUUUGGACCACAUGCAUAGUUUUGUAUUCCGAAAUAAAAUUUGACCUUGAUUUUGACCUAGUGACCUACUUUCACAUUUCUCAAGCUACAGCCUUCAAAUUUGGACCACUUGCAUAGUUUUGUGUACCGAAAUGAACUUUGACCUUAAGAUUGACCUAGUGACCUACUUUCAGAUUUCUGUAGCUAUAGGCUUCAAAUUUAGACCACAUGAAUAGGAUUGUGUACCGAAACAAACUUUGACCUUGAUAUUGACCUAGUGACCUACGUUCACAUUUUUGAAGGAACAGGCUUCAAAUUUGGACCACAUGCAUAGAUUUGUGUUGUGAAGUGAAAUUUGACCUUGAUUUUGACCUAGUGACCUACUUUCUCAUUUCUCAAGCUACAGCCUUCAAAUUUGGACCACUUGCAUAGUUUUGUGUACCGAAAUAAACUUUGACCUUAAGAUUGACCUAGUGACCUACUUUCAAAUUUCUCAAACUACAGUCUUCAAAAUUGAUGCACAUGCAUAGUUUUGUGUACAAAGAACUUUGUCCUUGAAAUUGAUCUAGUGACCGUCUUUCACAUUUCUCAAGUUACAGCUUUCGAAUUUAGACCACAUGCACAGUGUUGUGUACGGAAAUGAAAUUUGACCUUGAGCUAGUCAGUAAGUCUUGAAAUUUGGAACACACAAAAAUGACACAUUGGUGGGCGCCAAGAUCACUCUGUGAUCUCUUGUUACCAUAAAAAGUCAAUGCUUGUAAAAUGCAAGUUAGUUCUGUCAAGUAAUUAAUUAGAUAUAAUUUCAUGAUGCAAAAGAACGUUUCAGUGGAAUAGUUUUAGAUAACAGGAGGUACUCAGUACUAAUCAUGUACACUUAAACCCGCCUUACUGGACACCUGUAUCUGGCAGUCACUUGCCUGAAGCAGCCAAUCCGCUGACUUCUCAAAUUGACAUAUUGCUCUACUUUCAACUUGUCUUAAGCAUUGCUGUAAUCACCUGUCUUAAGCAACCAUCUGCCUUAAACAGUAAGAUUAUGUCACUUCAUGAGCUGGCUGCUUCAGACAGGUUGGAUUGUAUUUCAUUCUAUGUCAGUUCUUUAUAAUUUCUGCUUUAUAAAAUUCCAUUAAAAAUACAAUGAUGUGAAUACUGUAAAAACAGAAAUUUUCAUGAGGGUUUAAUUUUCGUGAGGCCCAAAAUCUUGUGAAAAUUAAUCCUCGUGUAAAUAUUUACCAUUAGUAUAAUUCAGAUUAAAGUAGGAUACCAUUUUAACAACUUCGCGAAUAUUAAACCUUGUGAACAUACUCAAAAUUUCAAAUUCGCGAAAUUUUGACCGAGCGAAAAUAUGUGCUUUUACAGUAGAUUUGAGCACCAGUCUUACAGAUAUUAUUACAAGGUUUGACCUUGCCCGGUAAUUUACUCUGAUGCGCCCAUGUAGUGAUAAAGUUGUUUACCUUUAUACACUUAAUAAACUGUGAAUUAUUUAAUGUUGAAAGGCUUUGCUAACUAGAUAUAUCCACCAAUUAUAGAUAACAAGUUUUGUAUAGAAAAGUAUAAACAAGUUCUGCAGAAUAACUAUAGGAGAGAAAUAUUUUUUUCCACUCAAAAACAAAGGCUUAUUUCUGUAUAUAGAUCUAUACACAUUUUAUUAUAUACUAUACAUA